Messenger RNA from Mustela lutreola (European mink), 837 nucleotides. It is a transcript of the gene PIR, whose product is annotated as pirin. The transcript is spliced from 9 exons. Gene Ontology annotation, cellular component: nucleus. NCBI's taxonomy places the organism in Eukaryota, Metazoa, Chordata, Mammalia, Carnivora, Mustelidae. Gene Ontology annotation, biological process: monocyte differentiation. The record is from RefSeq and is a predicted model, not a curated record. Gene Ontology annotation, molecular function: quercetin 2,3-dioxygenase activity. The coding region runs from base 1 to 837 and encodes 278 amino acids.
AUGGCAUCCUCCAAGAAAGUGAUCCUGUCCGUGCUCAGCUGGGGGCAGUCGGAAGGGAUUGGAGCCAGGGUCCGAAGAAGCACUGGCAGACCCGAGUUAAAAGAUCUGGAUCCAUUUUUACUGUUUGAUGAAUUUAAAGGAGGUAGACCAGGUGGAUUUCCUGAUCACCCACAUCGAGGUUUUGAGACAGUGUCUUACCUCCUGGAGGGUGGCAGCAUGGCCCAUGAGGACUUCUGUGGACAUGUUGGUCAGAUGAACCCAGGAGACCUGCAGUGGAUGACCUUGGGCCUUGGCAUUCUGCAGGCCGAGAACCCUUGCGCCGAAGAGCAGGCCCAGGGCCUCCAGCUGUGGGUAAAUUUGCAAAGCUCAGAGAAGGUGAUGGAGCCUCAGUCCCAGGAGCUGAAGAGUAAAGAAAUCCCCAAACCCAGGCAGGAUGGUGUGACAGUUGCCGUCAUAUCUGGAGAAGCACUAGGAGUAAAAUCUAAGAUUUACACUCGCACACCAACCUUAUAUUUGGACUUCAAACAGGAUGCUGGAGCCAAGCACUGCCAGCCUAUUCCUAAAGGAUGGACAAGCUUCAUUUAUACCGUAUCUGGAGAUGUGUAUAUUGGACCUGAGGAUGCACAACAGAAAAUAGCACCUCAUCACACAGCAGUGCUGGGGGAAGGUGACAAUGUCCAGGUGGAGAACAAGGACCCUGAGAGAAGCCACUUUGUUCUAAUUGCUGGGGAGCCACUAAGAGAACCAGUUGUCCAACAUGGCCCAUUUGUGAUGAACACCAAUGAAGAGAUUUCUCAGGCCAUUCUUGAUUUCAGAAAUGCAAAAAAAUGGGUUUGA